Numida meleagris (helmeted guineafowl) is the source of this 560-nucleotide messenger RNA. It is a transcript of the gene ZNHIT3, whose product is annotated as zinc finger HIT-type containing 3. Gene Ontology annotation, cellular component: pre-snoRNP complex; nucleus. Lineage: Eukaryota; Metazoa; Chordata; Aves; Galliformes; Numididae. Gene Ontology annotation, biological process: snoRNA localization; maturation of LSU-rRNA from tricistronic rRNA transcript (SSU-rRNA, 5.8S rRNA, LSU-rRNA); box C/D snoRNP assembly. The record is from RefSeq and is a predicted model, not a curated record. Gene Ontology annotation, molecular function: protein binding.
CUGCUCCGUGCCGUGCUGCAAGGCGCACAGAGAGCAAUGCGCGCCGCAGAGCGAACCGCCGGCGGAGGAACGGGCGGCGCAGCGCGGCCCUCCCGCGGACAGCGCCUGGACCGUGGCCGACAUCCUGACGGAGGAGGACGAGCAGGACCGCGUCCCGCUGCAGAAGCUCCGGCUGCUGGGAGAAUCAGAAGAACUGAGAGGUUUGCUGCUGAACCCACACCUCAGGCAGCUGCUGCUGACCAUUGACCAAGCAGAAGAGAAAAGCUCUCUCAUGAAAAAAUACAUGCAGGAGCCACUCUUUGUGGAGUUUGCAGACUGCUGCUUGAGGAUUGUGGAACCCCCGGAGAAGGAGAACAUUCUUCCUGAAUUAUAACCCACUGAAGAUAAAAAGGAGUACUAACCUAUCACAACGAAGCAUUCCAGCUAAUGGGUUUAUAAUUAAGAGAGAAAGAUAUGGAGUAAAAAAGAAUUGCAUACAGAAGUUUGCGAAAGGCAGAAGAAGCAGCAGAAUCCAGGUAAGCUAGAAGGUCAGCGUGUUUGGCAAGAAAACAAAGUAGGGA